AGGCUGCAGAAAAGCAGAAAGAGACCACAGAAACAUGGAUCUUAUCGCUAAACCGCGGAGCAAAUCCAUGGUGUGGUUGUAUUUUGGGCUGAAAGCAGAUGACAAAGGGCAGCCUUUAAACUCCAGGGAGGCUGUUUGCAGGUUGUGCCGAAAAAUAGUGCUAGCAAAAGGUGGAAAUACCACGAAUUUAAGAAGUCAUCUGAGACGUCGACAUCGUGCAGAUUUUUUCGAGACCACUUCCUCCGCGACCUCUGGAGCUUUGUUUGAGGCUCAAGGUUUGGAUCUCAACCACGAAGAGUUCUUUGAGGAUGUUCCCUUCCUCCAGGCAGCUUCCAACCAGAACUACGUCCCAGAUGCGGCGCUGCCGCCCGGAGAGCCGUGGCUCCAUGGCGGCCCCUCUCGGGCGGUGCUGUCGCUGCCCUCCUGUCUGUGCCUCUGUGGGGAUGUCGGAUCUGGAUUAUCUGGUCCUGGAUCUGCUGGCGAGGAGCAGAUGGGGGAGAUGAAAGUGUUCGCCAAGUGUCACCUGCAGCAGGGCGUUAUGUUCGGGCCAUUUGUCGGGGAAGUGUGCAGGGGACAGAUGCCAGCCAACCUCAAAUACGCCUGGGCUAUCAGGGAUGAUGCUGCUUUCAUAUAUGUGGAUGCCUCUGAUGAGAACAUAUCAAACUGGAUGAGGUAUGUAACAUACACCAGCAACGAGGACAAACACAACCUGGUGGUUUUCCAGUUUUACCGUCACAUCUACUACAGGGUUUCCCAGCCUAUACCAGAGGGGGCAGAGCUCAGGGUCUGGAUUGGGAAGGAAUACGCCACCCUUCUGGGCCUGGGGAUGGGUGACAAUGUGAAAUGUGAAGUUGGAGACAAGGAAACAGCUCUGCGCCUCCUGCAGGACAUCCAGCUGGUCACCCUCCCGGAGCCUAGCAGCACUUCCCUUUGGUCGGACCACAGCCAAUCACAGAGCCCCAUGCCUGUCAUCAGUGACGUGAUGACAGUGUCAAACCCGGAUGCAGCCAGCGAUCCUGGCAUAAUUUCUGGCUCCAUCUUCCCCUCCACCUCCCUGAUCUCCUUUCCCUCUCCUAGCGCUCAUCUGAUUGAAAAGUACGAUUUUCUGCCCGGAACUGAGAAAUUGCUGAGCAACCCAAAUGCCACGCAGAACAGCCCGUGGUACUUUUUUGGGUUUGAGCCGGACCCGACCGGCCAGCCUCUGGAUCGGAGCACCGCGGUGUGCAAACUGUGUGUGGAUCAAGUGGGCUGUGCAGGAGGAGUCACCGAUCUCCAAAACCACCUGCUUAACAAGCACCACAUCAGACCACGUCACAACAAAGAAGAUCGCAGUGUGAUAACAGGUCAACAACGCUCUCAGCCAAUGAUGCUUACCAGCGGUUUGAUCGGCACACUGCCCCUGGUUUUAUCUGCUCAAGUGACUGAUGCCAUCGCCAACUUUCUCAUCAUGGACCUCCAGCCCCCAGCUCUGGUAGAAGGGGAAGGCUUCAAACAGCUGAUCCACACCCUCCUGCCUUCCUGCAAGGAACUGCCUUCCCCUUGUCAGCUCGAGGACCUCCUGAAAGACCACCACGCCAAAGGCAAGACGAGUCUAGCUCAGCUGUUCAGGCGGAAAAGCGAGAGCAUUGAGAACGAGGAGUUCAGUGACCACACCGCUCCCAUCGAGUUUGAGGUCAGGAGACGUGGCCGACCUCCCAGCAAAUGGAGGGAAGUUCCUCACUUUGUUACGUUGAGUGGAGAUGUUUGGCUUCAUAACUGGCAGGGCAACACUGAGAGGUACCUCACCCUGUGGGCACACUACACAGACGGUCAUUUUCGUUUUCAGAAUCUGGCCCUUGCGACCCAGAGACUGACAGAGAGUGGAAUGAAGGACUACAGCCUUCAAGCAUUGGAGGCCCAGGUGAAGGCAAUGGCACAGGAAUGGGGAGUCUCUCAGCCCAAUCUGGUCUUACUGGGAGGAGACGGGAGAAACAGGAUGAGGCUGGGGAUGAUAAAGAGUGAGAAGGGCGAGGAGCCUGCAGCAAGUGUCCAUCACCCAAACUCCACAACAUUUUUAGAGCGGGAUGACUCUGUAUGGCCUGAGGAGCCACACGCCUCAGAGUAUGGCCAUUCCAGUGACGGACUACCACCUGUCCCGUGUUUCUUCAGUGCCGUCCAGGGAUGCAUUGAGGAAGUUAUGGCACACCCCACUGUCUCUAAAACACUCAGCCAGUUUCAGAAUAUUCUAUCUACCCUGUUCUUGCCACCUGCCCAGAACAGAAACUUGUAUCAUCAUCACAGCCAGAGCCUCUUGCACGGCCUGACGAAACAGGAACAGGCAGGACUGAAGUCGUGGGCUCACAGCCGGCCGACCUGGAAUAGGCUGUACCCUUUACUGAACACGCUCAUCAAACAUAAAAGCCUUGUCUGUGAUAUAAUAAGAGAGAUUAAAACUGAGGGUCUCUCCAGAGAAGACGCUGCUUCAGAGUCCAAUUCGUCUGGCAGCUGCCAUGCAAACUCUACCUCCAACACGUCCUCAACAAGCGUCGCAACGUUACGCUCUGAGUGGAAGGUUCUGGAGGAGCUCUGCUUGGUCCUCAAACCUCUGGACGUGGCUUGUAGAACUCUCGCCAAAGAGGCCUUCCCUCGCCUAUCACUUGUCAAACCCAUUCUCACCGGCUUGCUGUCACGCCACCUUGUGUCCCGGCCCGGAGAUUCAUCAUCCAUCUUGAAGGAGAUCAAGAGGACGAUGAGGCAGAACUUGGCGAGCUGUUAUGACAACCCUGCUGUGAAUAGGGCCCUGAGUGUGGCAUGUUCCGUCGAUCCACAGUUCCACGGGCUGGGCUUCAUGGAGGAGAAGGAGCAGACAGCCACUUUUGCCUGGCUAAAGAAAGAGGCUGUGAGGAUUGUGAAGGAGGACAGGAGAAGGCAAGGUAAGAAGCAUAACCACAGCAAGAGAAGCCCUUCACCUGGAUCUCCAGAGUCUGAGAGUGACUAUUUGAGGAGGAGCAAGCGCCUCAAAGAAUCUCGGCCAAUCAACUUCAGAGAGAUCGAAGAUGAGGACGAAGACAGCGACCUGGGAGAAGCCAAUGAGAGUGAGUCAGCCGACCCUGGCUCUCAGGGCGGACUCUCUGGUAUGGAGUUUCUGCUGGGUGACCUGUUCUGCUCGGCUCCCAGGAGCAGACAGAGCUCCGUGGAGGAGUCUGUUGACAUGGAGAUGUCUGUUUUCAGAGCCGACAAGGGGGUUUCGCUGGGAGUGGAGCCCCUGCAGUGGUGGAGGACGAAGGCAGUACAGUUUCCACUGUUGGCCACAGUGGCUAGGGCCUACCUGGCUGCCCCAGCGGUGGCAGGCAACGCUGCGCAGGACUACUUGAAAGAUGGAGCUGGAGCCAUGUACUGGAAGAGGUCGAACAUCCCACCUGAAAGUCUGGACGCGAUUCUGUUUCUGCAUCACAACCAUGGUCCUGCCACUGACAGUGGAUGUGCAGCAGCUAGGAGUGAUGACAAAAACAGUGGGAGUGAAAAAGUCCCAUAAUAACACAAACAGCAUAUUUGACUUUUUUUUUUUUUUUUUUUUUAAACAAGCUUACGGUUCUCAGCUGCAAAGCCACUUGUCUUUACCCUCAUCCAGCGUCCAACCAAACCAAAGCCUGAACAUAGCAUUUAAAGAUAGGGAGUUUGAAUGAGGAGCAUUUUGUGUGCACUGAGAACACACCUUAGCAUUGUCCAUCUUUUAUAUACACUCUUAGAUUCAAACAUCUUUUCACCAUCAAAAGUUUUAAUGGCUUUAUUUGACCCUAGCUGUGCAACAAUUUUUACAUUUUGAAAGUAAAGCUAAAUUUUUUUUUACCAUAAAAAAUGGGAAAAUAGUUGGGUAAUAUUUCUAUUUUUAUUUGAUGCAUACAAAAGAGAAGGAAGACCAAGAAAGUUUUUUGUAUUCAAAAUCUUUUACUACUGAUUUACAUCUAACUUUGUUUUGCAUAGGUACCUUGUAGCACUGAGUGCCUUAUCUUGUUUCAAUACUGUCACACAGUAGAAGAUAUAUGUGUGUAGACCCACAAAGUUCUUCACGGUGCCACUGUGUAAAACAUCUAUCAUGUGCCUUCACUGUUGCAUUAUUACUUGUGUUUUGGGUUAAUAAUCAGUAAAUUGUGAAAGAAAAAAAACCCCAAAGACUUCAUGCUGCUCUUCUAUCAAUUCACAGAAGAAAUCCAAACAUCAUAAAGCAAGUUGAUAAUUUCAGAGGGAUCGCAAGAAAAAAGGAUGCAGCUUUGAAAAAGAAACUUGCAUGGAAUAAAACAUGCUGUUACAAUGAAAUAGUAGAGGAAUGUAUACUCUUCGUCCUGUGGGUCUGCUGUGCUGUGGUGUGUCUGCACCACACUGUUCACUGUUUGCACAAUAGAAGAAGCCCAGUAACACAAUGUCUGUAUUGUUCAUGACUGUGGCGUUCUUGAAUCUUUGCAUGUUCACGUACAGACAGAGUUUUGGUCCUAGAAUCAUGUAAAUAUACCAUGUACCUUUUAAAAUAAAAAAAGAUAUAUUACCUUUUGA
This is a messenger RNA of Amphiprion ocellaris (clown anemonefish), 4530 nucleotides long. RefSeq lists its product as uncharacterized. The record is from RefSeq and is a predicted model, not a curated record. Gene Ontology annotation, molecular function: protein dimerization activity; DNA binding. Gene Ontology annotation, biological process: regulation of transcription by RNA polymerase II. The transcript is spliced from 7 exons. The coding region runs from base 35 to 3514 and encodes 1159 amino acids. Lineage: Eukaryota; Metazoa; Chordata; Actinopteri; Pomacentridae. Gene Ontology annotation, cellular component: nucleus.